CAGGCUUGGGCUAACGUGAGCAAACAAAAAAGUAUUUCAGUGAAGUUAAAUCUUUAAUAAUAUCACUUACUAAAUCACAAUUAUUUCCUUUUUUCUGGAUUAGUAUUGGGCAGAAAAGAAGUCUGCCUUGAAAAAGCUCUGCCAACAGCGGGCUCAGUCUAUGAGGCGUACUGGAGGUGGAUUUGAUGUUGUCCCAGAGCUGUCACUGCUCGAACAAAGAUUAGUGGCGAUGGGUGGUGACUCUUUUGCCACAGGCAACAGAGGCCUAGCUGUAGAUCCGUUUCCGCAGAGUGAUUCUAACCCUUCAAUUUUGGUGGACCUUCCAUCCACAUCCCAGAUUGCAGCUGUAGAAGUAGUUGCAUCUGAAAUACAGGAAAGUGAUCAAGUUCCACCAUGUCCUGUAGAGGCUGAGCUGCGGGUGGAACACGGCGAGCAGCAAGGCGAAACAAGUUCUGUGCUUCCAUCUGGUAGGCAUUUUUAUAUUUAGAGUAUUACUAUAAUACACCUCAAGCCAAGGUGUGUAAAUUUAUACUUAAUUAUUUAUUCUUUUGAGAAAGUCGCCGUGCGCCACGACUCGGUCAACAAAGGCGUCA
Hyposmocoma kahamanoa is the source of this 593-nucleotide messenger RNA. RefSeq lists its product as uncharacterized. Lineage: Eukaryota; Metazoa; Arthropoda; Insecta; Lepidoptera; Cosmopterigidae. The transcript has 2 exons. The record is from RefSeq and is a predicted model, not a curated record. The coding region runs from base 161 to 487 and encodes 108 amino acids.